Molecule: messenger RNA, 1362 nt
Organism: Schistocerca nitens (vagrant locust)
Lineage: Eukaryota; Metazoa; Arthropoda; Insecta; Orthoptera; Acrididae
Product: lachesin-like
Exons: 9
Coding region: 1-1362 (453 amino acids)
Cellular component (GO): neuron projection
Source: RefSeq, a predicted model, not a curated record
AUGGGCGGCGCGCUGGGCGGCAAUAUUUCACGGGGCGGACCGCGCCUGACAGCCUCCGGGGGCCGCAGCGCCCGCCUCCCGGGGGCUCUCCGCCGCUCCUCAGCGCUCCGUAGCGUCGGCGGCGGACCGAAUGCCUAUCUUUCUUUUAUAUCCGGCUCAAAAGCGCAGUGGAUCUCGGUUCGCACAGUGGCUGUUACCUGGAUCCGCCUCUCACCUGUUGCAGUGCCAGACACGUGGUCCCCGCCCCGGCUGGUGUCACCAGAGCCAGAGUUCGUGGGGCCCGUUGGUAACCUGACCGCACCUGUCGGCAAGGAGGUCAUCCUCAGCUGCGUCGUCGACCACCUGGGCAAGUACAAGGUGGGCUGGUUGCGUUCUGAAGACCAGACUGUGCUGACAAUGCACGACAGGGUGGUGACACACAACUCGCGGGUCGGAGUCUCGCACGACCAGCUCCGAACGUGGCGGCUGCACGUGCGCCAGCUGAAGGAGUCGGACCGCGGCUGCUACACCUGCCAGAUCAACACCAGCGUCAUGAAGCAGCAGACCGGCUGCAUCGACGUGCACGUCCCACCGGACAUCUUGAUUGAAGAGACGAGCGGCGACAUGGCGGUCACCGAAGGUGAAAACGCCACCUUGCGCUGCCGGGCUUCAGGGCGGCCAACCCCUCGGAUAUCGUGGCGCCGGGAGGACGGCGAGCACAUAAUGCUACGGCUGGGAGCCCGCAACCUCACGCAAGUGGAGACGUACGUGGGCAACGACCUACACCUGUGGCGGCUGGACCGUCGCCAGAUGGCGGCCUACCUCUGCAUCGCCUCCAACGACGUGCCGCCCAGUGUCAGCAGAAGGAUCGUGCUGAGCGUCAACUUUGCUCCCUCGGUCAAGGUCCCAAACCAACUGCUCGGAGCCCCCCUGGGCACCGACGUGCAGAUGGAAUGUUAUGUGGAGGCCUUCCCCAACACCAUCAACUACUGGGUCAAGAACAGGGGCGAGAUGCUGCUCGACGGGCCCAAGUACGUGGUGCGCGAGAGCCGGGUCUCCUACAAGGUGUACAUGUGGCUGGUGGUGAGGCGCUUCAGCCGCAGCGACGUGGGCACCUACAACUGCGUCGCCACCAACUCGCUGGGCCGCGGAGAGGGCACUCUGCGGCUCUACGAGAUAAAACUGCACUCUGGAACAGUACGUGAUUCGACGGACAACCAACUCGCCGUUGUUGGAGGGUUGAAGGAGGCUGCGCUGCGGCCGGUGGGAGCGGCGUCAUCGUCGGCAGCGGCCCCCUCGGCCCCCCGCUGGCUCCUGCCGCUGGCGCUCACCCUGGCCGCCGCCGCCGCCGCCGCCGCCGCCGCCACCGCCUCCUGCAGGUGA